GACAAAAAAGAAAGAGAAAGUUAGUUUUAGCAUAAUUGGAUUUAAGAAAUAUAUAACAAGAUGAAUGGGAAUAGAAACAAUUCCAGACAUUUAAAAACGUAUAAAGUACAACAUUUGAGAACAUUUGAAGUUACUCCUAAAAAUGUAUUACCAAAUACACAAACUGCUGUUGAACUACUGAUGCAAGGGUGUUACACAUAUGUACGCAGUUUUAAUAUGUCAAUCGAUGAUAAUAAUGGUGAACCAUAUCUCAUUCUAAGUGAUCCACGUAAUGGAAAUGCUGAAGUUGAACGUUUCCGGAUUGGUCGUAUACUUUAUCCUCGGUAUCGAAUAACUCCUCCAGAUGUGUGUCCAGUAAACAAUCUACUCACAUUCACUAUCAAAGCUGGUUCAAUGGAUGAUGGACGUCCAAGACGCAAUGAAAUACAUUUAUUUCAAGUUUUAACUUGUCCUGCUCAAACAAUUGUCAAUGUUUUACUGAGAGCUGGAGCUCUAGACAAUGAUUCAUAUGAUCAAGACAUAAAUGACUCCAUGCUAAUCUCCAGGGCUCCAUCUGAACCAAAUCUAAGGAUACCAUUACAAACAAGUUCAAGUGGAAUUCAACUUCCACCAACGAUUACCAAAGAGGAUAGUGUAUAUAGUGAAUCACAAAUCAAUCGUGAGUGGAUUGACUUAGAGGUUGCACUGCUUAAUCACUGCUUUGAUGAUAUUGAAUCAAAUUACAAAAUUUUGAAAAGCAGAACAAGUCGACAGUUCUCUAAAUCAGCACCAUCUGUUGCUACAUCGAGUAAAUCAAAAAGUCGAGUUUCAAGUAUUAGCGCAAAUCAAAAUUCGACUUUGGUCAGUGAGUUAGAUGAACCUGUGAAAAAAUGUGCUGUUGAUUUCUUUGAAAAACUCAAAUUUGCAUGCAUUCUAUUGGCGAGACUUCAAGACUAUCUUGUAGAUCCGAAUUCUGCUCACUUGGCUAGACAACUAUUUGAAUUUUUAAAAUAUGGAGUUGAUGCUACACGAAACCCUAAAACAAACAGAUCAAGCAUUGCUCAAUCAACUAUUUAUCCACUAUUACCAGAUUAUGUUGUGCUUUUUAUUCAAUCGAACUUGACAAAUGAAUAUGAAAGACUAUGGCGUAAUCUCGGAGAUGCAUGGAAUGUACCAAGGAAGGAAUCUCCUUACGAAGAUCGCGUUUAUAUACCCAACUUUGAGAACAGAUUCACGGUAAUUCCACAUGAAUACGAACCAUCAUUGUUUAACUACAACUCUCCACAUGUGAUUGAUAGACAAGAGACUAGAUAUAUGCUCCCACCAGGCAGUAAUUUUAAUGUGAAUCAAUCUUCUAGAACACCACAUGACAAAACCAAACUUGUUCAAGUUAUUGAGUCGUUUGAAGCAAGCUCUGAAAGAGAAUUAACAGUAGAAAAUGGUGAAUGGGUAAAAAUUUUAGAAAAGAAUGGGAAAUGGUAUAAAGUUCAGAAUAAGUUUGAUGAAGAAGGUUAUUGUCCAGGGUCAAUACUGAAAAUUCCAGGAACUAUGUGAUAUUUUCAAAUAUAUGAAUUCGUUGAAGACAUUCAAAGAACUCUAAAGAAAUUAUUCAGUUUUAAUCAAAAUACUUUCAUUUCAUUCAUCUCUUGAGUAAAGAUCAUUGUAAUUCUUCUUCCUACUACACAACUCUUUGUUCAGAAGUUUACGAGACCUUUUUCCAUUUGUUCGUUUUUGGUAAAAUAUUUAGUUAGAAAUAAAAUCAUAACCAUAAGGUAA
Messenger RNA from Schistosoma margrebowiei, 1755 nucleotides. The record is from the annotation of a GenBank genome assembly. Lineage: Eukaryota; Metazoa; Platyhelminthes; Trematoda; Strigeidida; Schistosomatidae.